AUGAGAAACACUCCUCUAGCUGAUGUUCAUGUAUCUAAACAUAGCAAUGAUAGACAAGAGUUUCUCAAGCUCUGCAAGAGAAUUGAAUACACUGUCCGAGCUUGGUAUAAUCUUCAAUUUGAAGAUUUGAUGAAACUCCAGCAGCAGAACCUAACUUCUCAGGAAAUUGAUGUGCUUGAACAGAAUUUCCUCGCUUACUUGUUUCAGUCUGUCCGUGUUCUUGAAUGUUUGUCCUUUUCCUUUCACAAGGUCAUGGACAAGAGCAACUUUAAAAUAACAACAGAUGAUGAGAUCGAGCUUGACAAGAAGCUACUCAAGAGAUAUUUUGAGAAGCACCCACAUGAAAAUCUUCCAGACUUUUCUGAUAAUUAUGUCAUCUUCAGGCGUGGUAUUGGCAUGGACAAAACCACAGAUUUCUUUUUUCAUGGAGAAAUUAGAUGUGAUCAUUUCACGUAUUUUGGCAUGUUUCAUGAAAAUCAAUUGAUUCACAGGUUAGAUAAGUUACGUGCCAAUCGGUCAAGCAGACAUCAAAAGAAAGAUCCUAAAAAAGAUGAUGAGACAAACCCUGAAGAAGAUGAUGAGGACUUGUAUGUGGAGCGUAUUUGCUUUGAGAAUACACGGUUGAGCUUCAAGAGUUUCUUGAGCAAGCUCACCAUACAAGAGCCUACAUUUGAUAAAAUGAUUGUUGUUUAUAGGCGAGCCAGCUCUAAAACAAAUCUAGAACGAGGAAUAUACGUCAAGCAUUUCAAAAACAUUCCUAUGCCCGACAUGGAGAUUGUGCUUCCUGAGAAAAUAAAUCCUGGACUGACUCCAAUGGAUGUGGAAGCAAAGAUAAGAUCUCACUCAGUAGUUCAUCUG
This is a messenger RNA of Eruca vesicaria subsp. sativa (arugula), 858 nucleotides long. NCBI's taxonomy places the organism in Eukaryota, Viridiplantae, Streptophyta, Magnoliopsida, Brassicales, Brassicaceae. The record is from the annotation of a GenBank genome assembly.